CAGCCCUUGUCCUUCCACCGCCGCGCCUCCGCGAGAUUCGUUGACUGCCAUCGGAGGGCGUCCGAAGGCGUCUUUGUUCGGCCACGGCUACGACUAGAAGUCAUACUUGGGGUCGAUAGGAGAGGCGUUCUUGCACCUCGACCUCGGCCAGAACGUGUUCGACCGCAAACCAGCCAGUCCCCUCGGCCUUCGAGCGUGCAACCACCGGCAAUCCCUCCCCAUAACAUGAUGUCCAGGAUGGAGGAUGUAUCGACAGGCUCAGACUCGGACUACUCCAGGUGCUGGAUAUCCUGGUUCCUCUCCUCCAAGGGGAACGAGUAUUUCUGCGAGGUCGAUGAGGACUUCAUCCUUGAUCGCUUCAACCUUACCGGCCUCAAUAACGAGGUCGCGAACUAUGCCCAAGCGCUCGAUCUCAUCACGGACAAUUUGGACGACGAGAUGCAGGACGAGAUGCGCGGGUCGCUCGACGUGCAGGCCCGGCUGCUCUACGGCCUCAUCCACGCGCGCUGGAUCGUCACCGCGCGCGGGCUCGCGAAGAUGCUCGAAAAAUACAAACGCGCCGACUUCGGCAAAUGUCCUCGCGUGCUCUGCGCUGCCCAACCCCUCCUCCCUGUCGGCCUCACCGACAUUCCGUACGAAAAGUCCGUCAAGCUCUACUGUGGCCGCUGCGAGGACAUCUACUCGCCCAAGUCCUCAAGACACGGCAGCAUCGACGGGGCCUACUUCGGGACGACAUUCCCCCAUCUGCUUUUCCUCGUCUACCCAAAUUUGAUACCGGCGAAGGUGGGUGGUACCGAAGGAGGCGCCGCGGGGCUUGGCGCGGGUUCGAGCUCAACAAGCGGGGCGGGCGCAGCCGCCGACUCACGGGCCCGCCGUCGUGCGCGCGAUGACGCUGAAGUUCUACCAGCCGAGGGCGGCGGAGGCGGCGGCGAGGGCGUCAGCACGGCGAGCGUGGCGAAGAACGUCGAGCGGUAUCGGCCGCGGAUAUACGGCUUCCUCGUGCACGAGACGGCCAGGCUGCAAAGAUGGCAAGAGGCAGUCAGGGAUCGGCAGGUGGAGAGAUUGGAGGCGAUCGAGGAGAGGCCGUGAGGUGGUGUAGGCCGUCAUAUCCGGAAAGACUGCCCUCGUAGAGUAGAGGAGUGCCCAGCUGGUUUGUGCUUUCGCAGAUGCUUCAUACAUGGACAUUCCUGUAUAAGAUGUAUCCAUAUUUGUAUUUUCGGUCCAUACAGCUGUCUUGAUGCGAUGCUAUACCUCCAGUCGUCUGCGCCACCAGGC
This is a messenger RNA of Schizophyllum commune H4-8, 1275 nucleotides long. RefSeq lists its product as uncharacterized. Gene Ontology annotation, cellular component: cytoplasm; protein kinase CK2 complex. The transcript is spliced from 5 exons. Gene Ontology annotation, molecular function: protein kinase regulator activity. The coding region runs from base 238 to 1089 and encodes 283 amino acids. NCBI's taxonomy places the organism in Eukaryota, Fungi, Basidiomycota, Agaricomycetes, Agaricales, Schizophyllaceae. The record is from RefSeq and is a predicted model, not a curated record.